Molecule: messenger RNA, 2109 nt
Organism: Musa acuminata subsp. malaccensis (wild Malaysian banana)
Lineage: Eukaryota; Viridiplantae; Streptophyta; Magnoliopsida; Zingiberales; Musaceae
Product: chaperonin CPN60-2, mitochondrial
Biological process (GO): protein refolding
Cellular component (GO): cytosol; mitochondrion
Molecular function (GO): ATP binding; ATP-dependent protein folding chaperone
Source: RefSeq, a predicted model, not a curated record
CCGGCCCGCCACCCCGCCUCGUCUCCCUUUUAUCUAACCCAGGGGCUCAUUUUCUCAUCUGAAUCCCCAAGCGCCCACCCAAAACGCUAGUCCGUUCUCUCCUCGAUUCUACCAUGUAUCGGGCCAUUUCCUCCCUCGCCUCCAAAGCCCGGGUCGCCAGAGGCAGCGGCGGACAGAUCGGAAGUAGACUUGGCUGGAGUCGAAACUAUGCUGCAAAGGACAUCAGAUUUGGAGUGGAGGCUCGUGCUUUGAUGCUUAAGGGUGUGGAAGAUCUCGCUGAUGCGGUGAAAGUGACCAUGGGCCCGAAGGGGCGCAAUGUUGUUAUUGAACAAAGCUUUGGUGCCCCCAAAGUUACAAAAGAUGGUGUCACUGUUGCAAAGAGCAUCGAGUUCAAGGACAGAAUAAAGAAUAUGGGGGCCAGCCUUGUGAAGCAGGUCGCCAAUGCAACCAAUGAUGUUGCUGGUGAUGGGACAACUUGUGCUACCAUCCUUACAAGAGCAAUAUUUUCUGAAGGGUGUAAGUCGGUGGCAGCUGGAAUGAAUGCAAUGGAUUUGAGACGUGGCAUUACAAUGGCUGUUGAUGCUGUGGUGACUAACUUGAAGAGCAGAGCAAGAAUGAUUAGUACCUCAGAGGAGAUAGCCCAGGUUGGUACAAUAUCAGCUAAUGGAGAAAGAGAAAUUGGUGAACUAAUUGCAAAAGCAAUGGAGAAAGUUGGCAAAGAGGGAGUCAUAACAGUUGCUGAUGGGAAAACCCUAUACAAUGAACUCGAAGUCGUUGAAGGAAUGAAACUCGACAGAGGCUACAUAUCACCCUAUUUUAUUACUGAUCAAAAGAAUCAAAGAUGUGAACUUGAAGAUCCUCUUAUUUUAAUACACGAGAAGAAAAUUUCAAGCAUCAAUGCAGUUGUCAAGGUGUUAGAAUUGGCUUUGAAGAGACAGAGGCCUUUGCUAAUUGUGGCAGAAGACGUAGAAAGUGAUGCACUGGCGACCCUAAUUCUUAAUAAGCUUCGUGCCGGGAUUAAGGUUUGUGCUGUGAAGGCCCCUGGUUUUGGGGAGAACAGGAAGGCUAGUUUGCAAGAUCUUGCUACUCUCACUGGCGGAUCUGUUAUAACAGAAGAACUUGGUAUGAACCUUGAGAAAGUUGAGUUUGACAUGCUUGGCACGUGCAAAAAGGUGUCAAUCUCAAAAGAUGACACUGUAGUUCUUGAUGGAGCCGGUGACAAAAAGGCUCUCGAAGAGAGAUGUGAGCAGAUACGAUCUGCAAUUGAAGUAAGCACGUCAGACUAUGACAAAGAGAAGCUGCAAGAGAGGUUGGCGAAACUUUCUGGUGGAGUUGCUGUGCUCAAGAUUGGAGGAGCAAGUGAAAUAGAAGUUGGUGAGAAGAAAGACAGAGUCACAGAUGCGUUAAAUGCAACUAAGGCUGCGGUUGAAGAGGGAAUUGUACCAGGUGGUGGUGUUGCACUUCUUUAUGCAUCUAGAGAGCUGGAUAAGUUGCAGACUGCCAACUUUGACCAAAAGAUUGGUGUCCAAAUAAUUCAGAAUGCUUUGAAGUCUCCAGCGCAUACAAUUGCUUCCAAUGCUGGAGUAGAGGGGGCUGUGGUUGUUGGGAAGCUGUUGGAACAAGAGAAUCCAGACCUUGGUUAUGAUGCAGCCAAAGGGGAGUAUGUAGACCUGGUGAAAUCCGGUAUAAUUGACCCAUUGAAGGUCAUUAGGACUGCAUUGGUGGAUGCUGCGAGCGUUUCUUCUUUGAUGACCACCACUGAAGCUGUUGUGGUUGAACUUCCAAAGGAUGAGAAGGAGACCCCACCGAUGGGACCUGGCAUGGGAGGAAUGGACUACUAAUAUCUGAUGUAUAAACUUCAGUUUCUUGAGGCUGGUAAUGAUGUGGUGAUAAACCACAGAGUUAAGUUUUGCUUCUGCUGGCAGUAAUUUAUUAUGAUCGAUAGAUACCCCCAUUUACAAUGAAGACUGCCAUUGGAGAGAUGAAUUAUAGAAUAAUUGCUUAGUUGAUUAAGGCACACUUUCUUUCCAGGUAAUUGGUUAGCUUUCUGAUUUGAAAGCUGUGGCUGAUGGAAAAAGCUAAAUGCAUAUGUUCGUAUUGUUGUUGGUA